Messenger RNA from Tinamus guttatus (white-throated tinamou), 1174 nucleotides. The record is from RefSeq and is a predicted model, not a curated record. NCBI's taxonomy places the organism in Eukaryota, Metazoa, Chordata, Aves, Tinamiformes, Tinamidae.
AGCUGUGGACAUAUGGGCUAUUGGCUGCCUGGUGACAGAAAUGCUGACAGGAGAGCCCUUGUUCCCUGGAGACUCUGACAUCGACCAGCUCUAUCAUAUCACCACGUGCCUGGGCAAUUUAAUUCCAAGGCACCAAGAGCUGUUCCAUAAAAAUCCCCUCUUUGCUGGUGUGAGGCUGCCUGAAGUGAAGGACAUCAAACCUCUGGACAAACGAUAUCCCAAGCUUUCUGCUGCAGUGCUAGAUCUAGCAAAGAAAUGUUUGCAGAUUGACCCAGACAAAAGGCCAUCCUGUGCUGAACUCUUGCAGUGUGAUUUCUUUAACAAGGAUGGAUUUGCCGAAAGAUUUGCUCAGGAGCUUAAAUUAAAGAUUCAGAAGGAUGCCAGAGACCAUCAAUUACAAAAGCAAUCAAAAAUUAGUAAAAAGGACAAAGAUGAUUGUUUGGGAGAAGAAAGAAAAAUGCUUGCUAUCAAGGAUUUCAACAUUGAGCCAAGGAGCAGAGAGGCAAAGCUGUUCAAGGAGAAGCGCUCCAAAGCAGAUGUGGAGAAGGCAGAGCGACCUUCCAACCUGAGCUCCUUCUACGACAGUGCAAUCAACCCUUUUAAAAUAGCUCCUCAAACCAGCCUGAAGGAUUCCAGCAGCAGCUUGGACUAUGCCAAGAACGCAGGCAUAGUCAUUCCUCCCAUCAACCAGAAUCUUUCUGCCACAACUGCCGGUGUGAGGAUGACUGCUGGGAUGGGGCCCAUGCCUGCGAACCGUAGCUAUAGAGUUGAGGAAAAGAGUAAAACAUACUUGAACCCAUUUCUAAAGCGAGGAAAACAUUCUCCAGCAGGCCAUUACAGUGUAAGCUUAACAUCGGUUUCUAAUGAAAAAACAAUCCUUCCAGCAAAUAAGAAGAAAUGGGAAUUCUCCAAGACUGACGUGCGUUUGCCAGAGCUAAAUCAUCUCCCUGAGCUGAGAGCAGUGGAAGCGUGGAAUCCCAGACUGCACAAAAAGGAGAACAAAACCGUUUCGGAGUCCCGUAUCCCCUCCCUUGCUGCCAUUGACCUCCAUAACCCAAAUCUGUCUUCACAGCAGGUAACAACACAAUAUUUUGUGCUACUUCUUGUCCGUUUCAUUCAGGACUUUAAACUAUGUUUGAGUAGUGUGCUGCACAAGUUUCCAAGUGCCUCCUAA